AUGAACAAUACAAUACGGAUGAAUCUAAAAUUUGCAUGGCGUGGCAUUGCCAGCUACGAAGGAAUGUUUAAUAAGGUGAAACCAUAUCGCAAAGAAACGUACACUGUAGAUCAGUGUCGGUGUAAUUGUGGUGGUUCCAGUAAUUGUGAUAGUAAAAGACAUCAGUCAUCAUAUGCAUCUACAGUAUCAUUCGAUACAUUCGCGACAACAAUAAAUAUAACAGCUAAUCUAUCGACGAAUAUUGCGAAACAAUGGAAAUGUUUGAAGAAUAUUAAUAUUACCAGAGUUGCUCACACACCCACCCUCAAGAUGAAAAACCAAAGUUUGACUGAUGCUGGAAUGAGAUUGGGAUGA
Messenger RNA from Adineta ricciae, 354 nucleotides. NCBI's taxonomy places the organism in Eukaryota, Metazoa, Rotifera, Eurotatoria, Adinetida, Adinetidae. The record is from the annotation of a GenBank genome assembly.